GGGCUGAGGACAGGGAGCGGGCGGGGCUCGGCUACCGGCCGCGCUGUGCGAUCCGUGACCCUCCCUUUCCCCGCCAGGCGCGGGGAGCCAUGGCGGGAGCUCUGCGUGUGGGGGACCAGCUCAUCCUGGAGGAAGAUGACGAGCCGUACAUUCCCACCGAGGAAGAAAUCCAGAGUUUUGCACGGGACAUUGGGAUCGACCCUGAGAAGGAGCCAGAGCUGAUCUGGGUGGCCCGCGAAGGCAUCGCGGCCUCGUUGCCACCUGAAUGGAAGGCCUGCCAAGAUGUGACCGGUGAUGUCUAUUACUUCAACUUCGCUAAUGGCCAGUCCAUGUGGGACCACCCCUGUGAUGCCUUCUACAGAGAGCUUGUCAUUCGGGAGCGGGAGAAGCUGCAGGCAGCUGCCAGCUUGAAGAAGAAAGACAAGAAGAAAAAGAAAGAAAAGAAGAAAGAGAAGAAAGACAAGAAGGAGAAAGAGUCACUGAAGCGGCUCACCCCCUCAAGUGCCCUGCCAGUACCUGUCCUGCCCCCGCUGCGUGGCAUCCCGCUCACCUCGCUGGGCUCCGACCUGGGCAACUCGGGGGAAUCCAGCCUCCUGGCCAAAGCAGGGCCACAGCCUGCAGAGACCUUUAAGCCCACUAGCCAGACCAAGAAGUUGCUGGCCAUGGUGUGUGAAGAGAAGAGUUCCUUGGACACAGGAGCUCUCUAUAAAGGGAGAAGUGAAGAGGAUGACAGUGAGAACGAGAGUCUCCGUGGGACUGCGAGACUGUUCCAAAACCUGCACAUGGAUAUCGGCGCCCUGGGGAGCACCUUUGACUGCGAGGAGUCUUUAAAAUCAAGACAUCCUGAAGAAGGGCAAGAGUCUUCCUUGGAUUCUGAUGCUGCAUGCCCUCCGACUCCAGUUCACGUCCUUCCCGGCGAGGCUGAUGGUAGCCUGUCUGGCCAGGACGAGGAAGGGUCUGAGGGGAAACUCGCUGGGAGUGAACUACGGGGAAAACAGGAUGCUGAGGUGGAAGGUGACAUCUCUGCAGCUGCUGAGCUGCCCCAGGCUCUGGGGGAAAGGAGCACAGCAGGGACAGAUGUGCCCGGUGGUCCUGGGCAACCUCGAGCGGCGUCUCCGGCUUCUGAGGCUGCUGAGGCAUGUGAGGCAGCGAGCGUGGCUGCCACCAUGGAUGCUGUGUCUGGUGGGGAAAAGACAGUGGAUGAAACGAGGGAAGAAGCAGCAGCUGAUCUGCAAACAGACAGCAGGCUGGAUGCUGGCAAACUCUCCAAGGGAUCCGAGUCCGUUGGCUGUGAGGAGGACUCACAAGACAUCUUUGACUGUGAGCUGCUGCGCCCUGUGGAUUUGGGUUUCCAGAGUCGGUUUUCUGAGCGGGUCGUGGUUGGGGAGGUUCUGUCUCCUGCCUUGGAUGGCCCCAUGUGCAAGGCCCAGGGAGAAGAGGAAAAAGCCCUAAGCAAAGCCAGUAUAGAGGAAGAGAAAAGCGAAAGAGCAGAAGCUGCUGAGAGGCAACCCCAGAAGGGGAUCCAACAGGAGCAGUGUUUGCAGCAGCCUAGCGAACGAUCCCCAGAGGGAACAGACGAGGAGCCAGAGCUGGAGCCCCAGCGAGACAAAAUGCAUUUAUUGCAAAACCAAGAGGAGAAAAUGCAGCAAUUCCAGGAGGAGACGAGGCAGCAGGAGGAGGAGGCAGCUGAGAAGCUUCAUCAGCACAAAGAAAAGUCCCUCAGGGCUCUAAAGGAGGAUCUGGCAAAGGCUUGUGAGGAGGAAGAGCUGCGUGUCAGAAGAGAAGAAGCCGAGAGACUCUCCAAGCUGCGAGCCAGAAUUGCCCUGGAGACUCAGGCAGAGGAGGAGAAGAUCAGGGCAGAGCAAGAGGUGGCACUGCAGAAACUCAGGGCAGAGUGGGAAUCCCGGCAGGUCAUGGAGAAGGAGAGCCUGGAGAGGAAACAGCAGCUCACUCUGGAGAAAAUGAAGGCAGAAGUGGAGGAAGCCCAGCAGAAGGAGAUGAAUGAGCUGGAACAAGAGAAGGAACGAUUCCUGAGCGAGCUCAAGGAAAGAUUAGACAGGGAGAAGAAGAAGGCAGUGGAAGAGCUGGAGAAGCACUUUGCAACUGAACUCCAGCAGCUGAAGUCUGCGGCAGAACGGAAGCAUCAGAAGGUCAUUUCCAGCCUGCAAACCCAGAUAGCAGAGGCCCAGAGGAGCGAGGAGGCUCAGCUGCACGAAGACUUGCAGAGGGCAGAGCAGAAAGUGCAGCAGAAAGCCUUUCAAGUGAGGGAAUACGAACGCGAGCUGAGUGAGCUCAUGCGAGAGAAGCGCCAGGAGGUGGAAAGAGACCACGAGAGGAAGCUGGAGCGGCUGAAAGCGCAGCACCAGGAGGCCAUAGCCCGGGUUCAGGAUCAGUACAAGGAGGAGGAGCGGCAGCGCAGGGCAGAGCUGACCGAGGGGCUGUGUGCCGAGAUGAGCCGGCUGCGGCAGCUGCACCACGCCGAGGCCAAGGCUCUGCAGGCAGAGCUGGACGGGCAGCUCUCUGCCCUGCAGCUCAGGCACAGGGAGAAGGAAAGGAGAGUGCAGGAUUUGGAAAGUGAGCUGGACCUGCGCAUGAAGAAAGCCCAAGCCAGGUCAGCGCAGCUCCUGAGCCAGGAGGAGUCUCUGAGGAAGAAAAGGCAGCAGCUGCUGGAUGAAGACAGACAGAUUGAGCUAGAAAGAGACGAAGCUGCUGUGGCCUCAGAAAGGUGGCUGGAGGAGAGCAGGCAGGAGCGUGCCAGGCUCCUGGAGUCCAUCUGGCCCCUGCGCCGCACUCUCGGGGAGCUCCAGGACCAGAAGGCUGAGCUGGAGGCCCAGGUGGAUUUGUUACAGAGCCGAAGCCAGAGGCUGCAGAGACGCCUCAGCGAGCUGGAGGCAGCUGUGAGCCGCAGGCAGCAGACUUUGAAAGAGCUGGAGGCAGAAGAAGAGCCGGAGUCUCCACGAAAAGCUGAGCUCCACGUUGAAGACCUAAGAGAAACAACUCAACCCUUGUCUGGAGAACCUGCUUCCCCACCCUCCCAGAGCCACGAGGCCAGCAGCUUCCCAUGGGAUCACGUCAGGAGCCUGGUGUCAGCAGAAGGGAUCUCCAUCAGGAGGGCCAAGGAGUUCGUGGCACGGCAGAGCCGCUCCGUGAGGAGGAGGCAGCAGGCGCUGAGGGCCGCCCGGCAGCAGCAGCAUCGGGACCUGGAAGAGGAAACAAAGCAGUUGGAUGAGGUGAAGUCAGCUGUGCAGAAAGGGCAGGUGCUGCUGAACAAGAAAGAAGAGAAACUGAGUCAGUUAGAGUCCUCACUGCUGGAGGAGCUUUCAGAUGAAGAUCUGCUGAAGGGUGCUGCAUGCAAGAAGAUGGUGACUUUUGACCUGAGCAGCUCUGAGAACACCAGCAGCACGGGCAGCGUGGACCUGCAGCAGCCCACAUUCGAUUUGAGGUCGGAUUUACAGCCUGGCUCCCAUAUGGACAAGAUCCAGUACCUGACAAGCUCCCUACAGCGCUUCAGCCAGGAGCUGAAUGGGUUCCUCGGCGUGCUGGGCUCCCGGAGCGGUCAGCAGCCUGCGGCACCCUGCGGCGGGGUGCCCCUCUCUGCAUACACCCCCCUGGCAGGGCUGGGGGCUGCCAGCUCCCAGUGGCCCUGGGGCACGGGGCUGAGCUCUGGGCGGUCCGUGGCAGCUGCCCAGUCGGUGGAUGACCUCCUGGCAGAGAAGUGGCGCAGAUAUUUCCCAGGUGGAUUCCCGUUGCUCAGCGGAAGCUCCAGGCCUCUGGAGAACAGGCUGGGAUAUGUACCUGCAGAGGAGCAGCUGCGGCUGUUCCAGCAUUCCCACUUCCAGAGCCGCGAGCCAGACAAGCUGAGCAUCGAGAGAAUGAUCGAGGCCAACAAGAAAUGGUUAGAAGACUUCAAGAGGGAUGCAAAAGUGCCUCUCCUACCUGCAGCACAGCUUCAGCUGGGACUCGAUGAAAAGGGGCAUAUUAAAGUGUACCACAACUGAAAGAGGAGGCUGUGCCUGGGGGAGAUGGUGCUGAGGCCCCUGUGCUCCCCCUCACACUGCAGGGGGGUUCAGUGAUGCUCAGCCACCUCCCCUCUGCGUUCCUGCAGUGCCCUUGAAAUAAAGUGUCUUUACAAAGAGAGCGGAGGAAGAAGGAAGUGAACUUCCCAGGUGGAUUCUUCUAAUCCUCUCACGUGUCCAAAUAUAUUUUAUGGACUGUUUAAUCCAGUGGUGAAACAUCAGGGCUGCAAUAAAUCAGCAGCUCUCUCAUCAGCAUUCUGCUGGUGGUGAGGCAGAGCCGUGAAUCAGAGGCGACUUGGAGUAACUGGUCCGGGCUGCUGGAACAGGCUCUGUGGGGUGGGAACCCGCCAGGGGCUCGGCAUGGACGGUGCUGAGCCAGGCAGCUGCAGCUCCCCCCCGAACAGCUCCUGCUGGGAAAUGUUUACAUGGCAGAGAGAAGUCUAUUUUUGAUGAACCCCCCUGUGAAACUCCCUCAGAAUGUCUCUGGGGAUAUAUUUUUUUGCUGAUAUUUCUUCGAAUUGUUGUAAUGACUUGGCCAGCCUUUGGCCUAGGACAGCCCCAUGCUCUGCUCAGGUCUGUGUUCUCCUACCUUGUGGCUGCUCUCAGAGCACAGGGUUAGUCCUUCUGCAGCCACUGCUGGUGGGGAACAUCCCCCUGGGUCCCCACGAGGGACUCUGAGCUGCCGCUUGCCAGCCCUGGCUGAAGGAGACCACAAGCGCCCACAGGGAACGGUGGGUGUCCAGAGGAGCCACUCCACAGGAAGGGAAGGACCGAGAAGCAGGUUUCCCAUCUGCUGUCAGAUGCCCUGCUCUGUGUGGAUCAUCUGCAGGACUUUUGGUUCCAUUGCCUGGUGGGAGAGCUGGCACUCCUUCCCCUUAGGUGCUGCAGAGGGGACCCUGUGGCUCAGGCAUGGUCACCCAGGGAGGCUCAGCCUCAUGGAGGACAG
Messenger RNA from Colius striatus (speckled mousebird), 4962 nucleotides. It is a transcript of the gene CEP164, whose product is annotated as centrosomal protein 164. Gene Ontology annotation, molecular function: protein binding. The record is from RefSeq and is a predicted model, not a curated record. The transcript has 29 exons. Bases 90 to 3998 code for a protein of 1302 amino acids. NCBI's taxonomy places the organism in Eukaryota, Metazoa, Chordata, Aves, Coliiformes, Coliidae.